Messenger RNA from Aspergillus nomiae NRRL 13137, 1381 nucleotides. RefSeq names its product putative nuclear pore complex protein (SonA) (gene sonA). Gene Ontology annotation, cellular component: nuclear pore. The transcript has 2 exons. The coding region runs from base 1 to 1092 and encodes 363 amino acids. Gene Ontology annotation, biological process: RNA export from nucleus; transcription-dependent tethering of RNA polymerase II gene DNA at nuclear periphery. NCBI's taxonomy places the organism in Eukaryota, Fungi, Ascomycota, Eurotiomycetes, Eurotiales, Aspergillaceae. The record is from RefSeq and is a predicted model, not a curated record. Gene Ontology annotation, molecular function: RNA binding; ubiquitin binding.
AUGUCGCUCUUCGGUUCUGUCGGCACUACGUCGACAACAGCGGGCCAAACAAACACCACCGGCGAUAUAUCUAAAGAUGUCGCCCUCAAUUCGCCUCCUGAAGAUAGCAUUUCUGAUCUUCAGUUUUCUCCCGCCAGUGAACAUCUUGCAGUAGCUUCAUGGGACAAGAAAGUCCGCAUUUAUGAGAUCAAUGAUCAGGGACAGAGCGAAGGAAAAGCUCUCUUUGAGCAUGAAGCUCCAGUCUUAAGCUGCUGCUGGGCACCGGAUGGAACGAAAGUAGUAGGCGCUGGUGCCGAUAAGGCCGCACGCAUGCUCGAUCUCGCUGCCAAUGCUACCACCCCCGUCCAAGUCGCAGCCCAUGAUGCUCCGAUCAAAUGCUGCCAGAUGAUUCCAAACCCUGCUGGAGGCACACCCCUUUUAGUGACCGGCUCGUGGGACAAGACAGUCAAAUACUGGGAUCUACGGCAAUCGACCCCGAUCGCCACGGUAGAAUGUCAGGAUCGUGUCUACACCAUGGAUGUCAAGAACAAGCUGCUAGUGGUUGGGACUGCGGACCGAUACAUCAAUAUCAUCAAUCUCGACAACCCCACCAAAUUCUACAAGACUAUGCAAUCCCCUCUCAAGUGGCAGACGCGAGUAGUCAGCUGCUUUACAGAUGCCACAGGUUUUGCUGUUGGCAGCAUUGAGGGCCGCUGUGCUAUUCAGUACGUGGAAGACAAGGACUCUAGCUCGAACUUCAGCUUCAAGUGUCAUCGAGAGACACCCCCAAACCAACGCGACAUCAAUAACAUUUAUUCCGUCAAUGCUAUCUCUUUCCACCCGGUUCAUGGCACGUUCAGCACCGCCGGCAGCGAUGGAACCUUCCAUUUCUGGGACAAGGACGCCAAACAUCGCCUAAAGGGAUAUCCCUCCGUAGGGGGGACCAUCUCCAGUACAGCAUUCAACCGCAAUGGUAAUAUAUUUGCCUACUCUGUGAGCUACGAUUGGAGCAAAGGCUACUCGGCCAACACCCAACAACUUCCCAAUAAAGUAAUGCUUCAUCCGGUUGCUCAGGAAGAAGUGAAGCCCAGACCCGGUACCAGGAAGAGGUAAUCUCAUCUUAUCUGGGUUAUGAUGUUGGCGCAGUUGGGGGUUUGGUGUAGUCGGUGUCAGCCUUGGGUUGGUAUCUUUCGAACUUUUGAGUCCCUUGUCCAGUGAUAUGAAUGGUCAGCGGUCGACAGCUCCCUUCCUGCGUUACUUUCUUGAGGGUUUGGCUGUUUUAUCUUUUUAUGUUAUUAUCCCCGAUUUAUGUACCUUUUUUUCACUUUUUCCUGUAGGAAUGCAUAUGAGCGAAUUAAUCUAUGAUAUCUUUGCAUGUUUGCAAUUUCUCGUGGAUGAAAAU